This is a messenger RNA of Ceraceosorus guamensis, 1477 nucleotides long. Its product is annotated as putative potassium channel beta subunit protein. The record is from RefSeq and is a predicted model, not a curated record. Bases 115 to 1155 code for a protein of 346 amino acids. Lineage: Eukaryota; Fungi; Basidiomycota; Exobasidiomycetes; Ceraceosorales; Ceraceosoraceae. The transcript is spliced from 3 exons.
CUUUUCGAUUGGGCGGCGGCGCAAUUUGCGAGCCAAAGAUUCGUCCAGUCUUGACUGUGGGGAGGGGGCGCUGCUAAGCUUCCCCCAUCACCCCAGCUUCGCAAGUUUGUCAAGAUGUCGCAGCACGAAUACGAUCCGAAAAACAUGCGCUUUCGCAGAUUGGGGCCCAGCGGACUGAGGGUCAGCCUGUUCAGUCUGGGUGGAUGGCUUACGAUCGGUGGAAGCGUGCAGGACGAAGCAACAAAGGAGAUCAUGAAAGCAGCUUACGAGCGCGGGGUCAAUACGUUCGACACUGCCGAAGUGUAUGCCAAUGGACAGUGCGAAGUUUCGAUGGGCAAGGCGAUCAAGGAGUUGGGAUGGCAAAGAGAACCGCUGGUGCUCAUCACCAAGAUCUUCUACGGAACUGGCGCAAAAGAUCCCAACGCGACGGGCUUGAGCAGAAAACACAUCAUCGAGGGCGCCAAUGCUUCAUUGAAGCGUGCUGGCUUGGAAUAUUGGGACAUCAUCCUUGCCCACAGUCCGGAUGUGACUGUGCCCAUGGUGGAAGUGGUCAAGGCAUUCAAUCAGCUCAUUCAGCAAGGCAAAUGCUUCUACUGGGGCACGUCGGCAUGGAGCGCAGAGCAGAUAAGCGAAGCGUACGGUAUCGCCGAAAAGCUUGGUCUUGAUCCUCCUUUGGCCGACCAGUCGCAGUACUCCGCACUGCAUCGAGAGCCGGUGGAGAAAGACUACUUGCCCUUGUACCAGAAGCACGGUAUGGGAUUGACCAUCUGGUCACCUCUUGCCUGGGGACUCCUGACGGGCAAAUAUGCUGAUGGGAUUCCCAAAGGCUCGCGCUUCGACGUGAACAAGGAUUCCUUUGGAGGCGUCAUCAACAGCCUCAAGACCGCAGAGGGUCAAGCCAAAUUGGAAAAGGUUCGCAAACUCUCGGAAAUCGCAAAGGAGCUUGGAUGCUCCGUCGCCGUGCUCGCCAUCGCUUGGGCUGCCAAAAACGAACACGUCUCUACAGUCAUCCUUGGCGCCAGCAAGCCCGAACAGAUCAUCGAGAAUCUGACUGCUUUGGACUACAUCGACAAGCUCACACCAGAUGUGCUCGACAGGAUCGAGGCUGUCCUAGCCAACAAGCCAGAAGCAUUGCCCACAUUUGGACGAGCGUAGGUCGCGCUGGACUCGUGGCUCUUGCAGCAUAUUUGUUCAGCACACACUCGCUGACUUCUUUGGGGGGAAAAGCUAUGCGACGCUAUACAGUCGAUCAUGUCACGAGACUCAUCACACUCACGACUCACGACUCAUCAGACCGUCUUGUGGUCUGUCUGUCUGUUCGAGAUGUUUGCCCUGCCUUGCCUUCCCUCCGCGCGGCAACGGAAAACGCUCACGCUUGACCUGCUGCUUGCUGCAUGCAUGCAUGCAUGCGCGUGAGGUGCUGCAGGGACCAUCACAUGCACAGCCUUCCAACCCUAAAUGCAUGGGGAUUGCGUCG